This is a messenger RNA of Saccoglossus kowalevskii, 2748 nucleotides long. RefSeq lists its product as uncharacterized. Lineage: Eukaryota; Metazoa; Hemichordata; Enteropneusta; Harrimaniidae. Gene Ontology annotation, molecular function: protein binding. The record is from RefSeq and is a predicted model, not a curated record.
AUGGGAAGGAGUUCUAAAAAUGUAAAAAACCUGGCCGCUGAAAAAUGUCUGACACCGUUAAAAAGACAUCUAAAUGAAAGUGACCUUGACUCGUAUUAUAGUCAGCCCGCAGAGUGGUUUGAAGACAAUACUAUCAACAGUAACAACAAAGGUUCUGCGCAAAAAAUUGUCCUGAGUGAUUGUCAUGGUGACACCGACAGUUCAGACAACGAUGACGACGAUAUGAAAAUCCUGGAUACAGACACUGCUUCAUGGAAUACCAUCACUGAUACCACAUUUAAUCAGAAAAUUUACAGUGUUGAUAAUAUUUGCAAUGGUCAUGGAACAGUGUUACUCAACACAGAGGCUAUUGUUAAUGAGGUUGUUAGAGAUAUAUUCCAAUCAACAGAAUACACUCAGGAUGGAAAACUGACUUUACAAGGCUUCCACAAAUAUGUGCAUAAAAGCUCAAAAAUUCCUACUUCCUUAUUUAAAUAUGCGGCAUACAAACCCCCUAAACAGUCUGAAGACCAAUCACAACCUACCGUGGUUGUAGAGGAAGCUUGGGAAAGCUCACCCUCCAACGAGGAUAGUGACUUCACCGAUUCUUCCGUGGGUAAAGUUACCAUAAUUGUCAACAAGGCAGCCGAGAAGUUGGGUUCAACCUCAUCACCCACUAGUCAGACUCAUAUCUGGACCAAUGUUUUCCCCGAAAAUAUCAAGACCCCGUACACACGAAGUAAACAUGCAGCGUGCGUACACGAAGGCAACGUUUACUUAUACGGUGGCAGAGACGUAAACACUACGCUUAAAGAUUUAUGGAAAUAUGAUUUUAUAGUUAAUACGUGGACGUUACUGAGGUGUCCCGGCGAUGUACCGCCUGCCCUCCAAGAGCACACCAUGGUAUCAUAUAAAGAUUGCAUUUACAUUUUUGGUGGCGAGUUUGGUUUCUGUAGUUCUGACGAAACGCCGCUAUGGAUUUUCAACACUACAGAGAAGCAUUGGAGGAAGCAUACUGUGGAGUGUGAGGUGGAGAUUCCGUCAAGUCGUCGUGGUCACACUGCAGUAUUAUAUAACAGUGCUAUGCACGUCUACGGUGGCUAUAUUGAUUUGAAAGGAUCAACCAAUGAACUGUGGACAUUUGAUUGUGAGAGUAAAUCAUGGCAUGUGAGCUAUGAUAUGGAGGAAUCCCCACCACCCAGACAUUGUCAUAGUGCAGUGGUACAUGAUAGAUGUAUGUGGGUCUAUGGAGGACUUACUAACUUGACAACAAGGGGUGAUCUCUGGAAGUGGAAUUUUGAUACUAGGAAAUGGAGUCGCAUUCGUUAUCGUCAAGGCCCUGGUGAACUCCAUGGCCAUUCUGCUGUCAUGGUAACUAAUGGGAUGUUGAUAUUUGGUGGUGAAGAUGGCGACAGGAAUAUGAAAAAUGAACUCUGGAAAUUUGAUUUUGAUUGCCAAACAUGGCACAAGAUCAGCUGUUACAACCAAAUCUUACCACCCCCAAAAAGCAGACACAUUACUGUAGCCAUUCCAACCUUGAGUAGCCAAUCUCCUCACUCGGACAGAGCACGCUCAGUGCCUAAUCUGAGGAGACACAAACCAUCUAUGGAUGCCAUCAUAGAGGAAGCUGAGGAUAAAUUGAAACGGCCGUAUUCCUCACCGCCGUCGUUCCAAUCUCAAGAGACUCACUACUUUAAGGCCAAGGUCUAUCCAUUAUCACCAGAUAAAGAGCCGGACGUUGAACCUCUGGGCUAUCAGAACAAAUCUUUUAUUGAGGAACAAAAGAAUUAUAAUGUCCAAAUUUUGAAAGUUGAAUGCGAGGAUAAUGUUACGGAGAGUACUACGCCAUGCAUUAUAGAUGAAAUUAUUGAUUUAGAAGACCAAUCAGCAGGUGAAGUAAUUACACAUGUGCAAUUGUCGGAUGAUCGCCGGCAUCAAAAGUUAUAUGAGAACAAUAAGCAGAGUGAUACUACGAAAGAGUGUGAGAAAUUAUUAUGCACAAACUACGACUGUGAAGUCCAAGAAAUUACUCGGCAUCAUGAUAACCCAAAUGAUACUACGCAUCAGUUGAGAAAUCAACUCGUUUUUAAAAAGCCGCUGACACACCCUGUCUCUGUUCCUAUACCUGGAGUUAUCAGAGCAGAACAGAAAGCGUCUAGUAAGGUUAUGGCAAGUAUUACACAGAUUGAUGAGUCCAAAGUGGAUGUAUCUGACAAAGAGCCGUUAUUGAACCUUGAUGGAGAAUGCUCUGGAGAAUUUUCUAAAAAAACACUCCAGGCAAAUACAUGGGUACAAGGAUUUACAAAUGACCCAUCCAGCCAAUCAGAAUCACUGUCUCGUCAUCCUGGUAUCCAAUCAGAUCUGACGACACAAAGUCUUUUGAAAUGUAGUCAUAACUCGGGUGUGACGUUGGAAGAGAGACCAAAGCUUCAUGGAAGGUCAAGAACACUACCACUACCGACUGAUUUAGUUCAUAUUACCUCAAAUAAAUUGCCAAAUACUGAUCAUUUCAUUGUCUCAGGUCGAUGCAAGGAAGAAACAAAUAGGACUGAGAAAUACCAGGUACUAUGUGAUCUACCACAGUUACCCACUUUUAACCUAGGAAAUGGCAACCUGCUUGGUUACUUUGGCACUUAUUACCGGUGCCUGUAUGUACAUAUGUAUAAAAAGAAUUCUUUAAUUUUAGACGAAGCAAUGAUUUUCUUUUAUCAACCGACAGGUCAACCAACGGCGCAACAAAUUCAUAGGCUGCUUGCAGAGACAAACUGA